Molecule: messenger RNA, 474 nt
Organism: Dipodomys spectabilis (banner-tailed kangaroo rat)
Lineage: Eukaryota; Metazoa; Chordata; Mammalia; Rodentia; Heteromyidae
Product: transcription initiation factor TFIID subunit 11-like
Exons: 1
Coding region: 1-474 (157 amino acids)
Source: RefSeq, a predicted model, not a curated record
AUGGAUGGAGGGGAGUCACCCACAGACAAAAGUGGGGAGACUGGCGAGUCAGAGGAGACAAUCGCUGCUCCCAGAGACCCAGGGGCUGUGGACACCGAAGGAGCACCUGAAGAAACGGAGGGCGACAGAGACGCGGACCCGAAAGUGGCCGCAGCAGAGGAAGGCGAGAGUCGGGAUGCCUCAGAUUUGACAGCAACUGAAAGGGAAGACACAUCACUACCUACUCCUGCUGCCAAAAAGCUGAAGAUAGAUACCAGAGAAAAGAAAGAGAGGAAGAAAAAAGUGGAUGAAGAGGAGAUUCAAAAGAUGCAAAUCCUAGUUUCUUCAUUUUCUGAGGAGCAGCUGAGCCGCUAUGAAAUCAGUGCACUGAGUCACAGAGAUACUACGAACUCAAAGAGAUGGAUGUCCUUGAGUUUGGGUUCAGUAGCAGAGAGUAUGUCUUGCUCCAUGAGUCAUCCGAUACUUCUGAACUAG